Messenger RNA from Lemur catta (Ring-tailed lemur), 556 nucleotides. RefSeq names its product NADH:ubiquinone oxidoreductase subunit B1 (gene NDUFB1). The record is from RefSeq and is a predicted model, not a curated record. Gene Ontology annotation, cellular component: mitochondrion. The transcript is spliced from 3 exons. The coding region runs from base 160 to 480 and encodes 106 amino acids. Lineage: Eukaryota; Metazoa; Chordata; Mammalia; Primates; Lemuridae.
CAUUUCCGGUGGGGGCGCCGGGGACGAAGCUGCAGGAGAGCUACGGCGCCUACGCCCACAGUUGUCGUCACUUGGGACCGACGUUUUAUUCAAAAAUUACUCAUAAUUUUUUGAAGCUAAAAACAUGAGAAGAAUCAAAUAUUGUAAGGAAGGAGAAGUAUGAUUUGCCGGCGCCACCCCUCUUUUCCGUGCGGGCGCGGCGAAUGGCGGGUCCCGAGGUCGCAGUUUCCGCUGGCGCUGGUGGCUGAGCUCCUUGCUGCCCUUGGUCGCCGGGUCGUUGUUGACAUCGGGGUCGCAGCAAUCAUGGUGAACUUCAUUCAGAUUGUGCGUGACCACUGGGUUCAUGUACUUGUCCCUAUGGGAUUUGUCAUUGGAUGCUAUCUAGACAGAAAGAAUGAUGAAAAGCUAACUGCCUUCCGGAACAAGAGUAUGUUAUAUAGAAGGGAAUUGAGACCCAAUGAAGAAGUUACCUGGAAGUAAAAACUGGCUGAAUUGCAGAAUGUUCACAUUUUAAAAGUUAUUAGAGAAAUAAAAACAUGUUUAUUAAGAAUUUGAA